Spinacia oleracea (spinach) is the source of this 2323-nucleotide messenger RNA. Its product is annotated as diphthamide biosynthesis protein 3-like. Gene Ontology annotation, molecular function: metal ion binding. Gene Ontology annotation, biological process: protein histidyl modification to diphthamide. The transcript has a single exon. The record is from RefSeq and is a predicted model, not a curated record. Gene Ontology annotation, cellular component: cytosol. Bases 224 to 472 code for a protein of 82 amino acids. NCBI's taxonomy places the organism in Eukaryota, Viridiplantae, Streptophyta, Magnoliopsida, Caryophyllales, Amaranthaceae.
GUAUUCGGUAAAGUGUUGGAGCGCAAAAUAUAAACCGACUCCAGCCGCCAACAUCACCCUCCAAAAUAAACCCCAAAAUACUUCUUUCUCAAGAACCCUAAUUCUGCAACUCUACGCAAACCAAAUCAAAUUGGGGCAAACCAUAAAUUCAAACUGCUCAUCCAAAAGUUAAACACAACUUCAGCUUAGAGGAAAUAGAAACAUCGUAGAAGAAGGAAAAGAGAUGUCGUACGACGACGUAGAAAUCGAAGACAUGGAAUGGAACGAUGAACUCCAGUCGUACACAUACCCAUGUCCAUGCGGCGACCUUUUCCAGAUCACAAAGGAUGAUCUCCGCCUUGGCGAAGAAAUUGCUCGUUGUCCAAGUUGCUCUCUUUACAUCACUGUCGUUUAUAAUCUCGAAGAUUUUGCUGCUAAUAAGACUAAUUCCAAUUUUCAGCCUCCUAAACAGCAGCCAAUCAGCGUUGCUUGAAGAAUCUAAUCCAUAAUUAGUAAUUUCCUACUUUUAAAUUUAUUCUAUUGAGUAAUAGUUUUGAUUAAUUUAUUCGGAAAUUUUGUUGUUAUUGAGCUUUAUUUGGUUUGGGGGGGGGGGGGGGGGGGGGAUUUGGUUGGGGGGGAUGUAUUUUUGAUGAAUUGGGUUAUCGAAAAUUGUUCACUGUUUUGUUAUCACGACUGAGUUUUUGAUAAAGGUUGCUGCUUUACUGGAAGAUUGUGCUUAAUCUUUUAUACAAGUAUGUGGAAUUUUUUGUUUCUCUUUUGUUUUGUUUUGGUUAUUGUUAUUGUAUAUGUUAAUAUUUUUAAAGCAUCAUGGCUCGAUUUUGAUUACAUUGUUUCUGAGGGAAGAGAGGGGAAAUAAGGGGAAGAAGAAAUAAUAGUGUGGCUGAGUGUAGUAGUUCAAUGACAGUGUGUCUAAUUGUCUAUUGUCAAUGGAGAAUCGAGGUUAUUGACUUCCCAAUUCGCAUAGUUUGUAUGAUGUGUGGCUGUGUGCCAGUUUGGAUAAGUUUGGAUUCCAAAUGCAUCAAUUCUUGGACUAAUUGCUAGUGGUGCUUAAUGCAUGAAGUGUGAUGGAAUGGGAAUUGAACAAGAAUUGAAUACUUGAUUGGAUUAGUUUGGCUUCUUGUGUAGUAUGUUAUGAGGGUAGGUUUGCGCUAAUAGUUGACAGUAAUGUUAGUUGAUUUGAUGAACUGGAGUCUUGAAGAGAAUUGUCUUUGCAUUGGAGUUGAUUCUUUCAGGAGAUUACAUUGGAGUUGGCUCUUUCUCUCUCGGAAUGAUUGUUGAAUGUAAAUUAUUGUCUCAGACACUUUCUUAAGAAAGUCACAAAAAACUAAAAGCUCUGUACUACUGUGAUAAUUAAUCUAGGAUGACUAGAAAGUUUUCAAAGAAUACCGUUACCACCAGUUUGCUAUGUCCUUCAUUAUUCUUCCAUAUCCAUGAUGGAGAUAAUUCUUAUUCUUCAUUACAAUUUGAUAAAAUGGGUUGACCUUUUUCAAGCCCUUAUGUAUCAGUUCUUUUAUCAAAUUGAGGAUAACCAAUGCCUCACACUGAGGCAAAGCUGCCACGAACGCAUCAGCUAUAAACUGUUCCUCCUGCUACUGAUAUUGUAUUCCCAUUUCCCAACGCCGCUGGAAUAAGAAUAUAGCUUUGCUUCCAUGAUGCAUCAGUUGCUGCUGCAAGGAGUGGAUGGAUUGAAGUCUUUCGAUCUGCUCAAAACAGACUAGUAAAACCCUCCUCGUGUUUCUUUACAGUAUUCCAACUUUCUCACUGCCAGUAGCCUUGACUAUAAAUGGCUUUCCUGUGGACAAAUUUCCUUCUGGUGGAGCCAACAAGCCUACAGUCCCGCCAUCAGCUAGCUUCCUCUCCAUUGGUUCUCCUGUUUUGGAAAAUAUAGUUCAAGGGUAUCAACUACAUUUACUGCAGGGGAGUGAUUGUAUUGGAAACUGGAAAAAAAAAGAAAAAAAAAACCUGAAUUCAUCCCUGUAUCUCAACCUCCAUAAAAGCUCGCGUUUCCUGAAUGUUAUCCUCUUUUUUCCCAAUCUGACAGAAGGGGCAAUACAACUGAGCUUGUAUCAUCUUUUUCUAAGGUUGCAAUAACAUUGUUGAUCAGUCUCCAAACAAACACAUCGUAAAGAUUGGGAGAAAGGGACAUUUGAAAGAAGGGCAUGGCCGAAUUUUACAGAGUAUUCUCCUGACAUAAUAUGUUUCUAACUCUAGAUUCUUCCAUUUUCAUUCCAUGUUUCUGUAUUUGCAUUCUUUUAGUGUACAAAAUACUUUCAAGCAGCUUUUUGGCAACAUAGUGAAAUUAAAACACAGUUUCUUCACACAA